CUUCUGCUUCUCUGAAAUAUAGUCCCAAUUUUUUUUUAGCUCAUUUGUGUUGUGUUUUCUUAUUCGUCUCUCUCACAUUAGUGCAAAGAACAGACAAGUCCAGUGCCCAACUUCACCAUCAAAAUUUAACCUUUCAAAAGACAAGUGUUUAUAUUGUCUCUAAAUAAGUUUGAGUAGCUAACUGACAAAUUAUGUUAAGUUUAAGGGGUUAUCUAGGUAUUUAGCCAAUGAGGAAUAACUAGUGGAAUUUAAAAACUGAUAAUUUUACUGUAAGAAACAGGAGGUAUAAACAUAUAUUGCAAAUGAAGGGAAAGUUAGGGCACUAAAGCAGUAUGGGUUCAACCUCUCAGCAUAUGAAUCUAUUAUAUCUUUAAACUUAUGGGUUCAGAACUACCAUUUGUUGCUAUUUGAUGAAUUUUUGUACACAAAUUUAUGUUCCAAGUCGUAAAUUAUGGGUUCAGAUCAACCCAUGGCCGCUACUCUACAUCCCCCCCUGCACUAAAGGGCGGGCUCAUGAAUUCGACAUGUUAAUGCUGAAAUGGUGUAAUUGACAGUGACCUUAGACCAAGGCGGUGGUUGCGAAUGGGGUACCCGAAAUGGAAUCUCUAGUUUGUUUGCACAGAAGAAGAAUGUCUUGAAUCCAUAUUUUUGGCAAAUGAUUAGAGAAAUUAUCAAGUUCAAGCAGGAUGUCAUAAGUUACCUUGAAGCACUUGACAACAAUCCUGACAUUGAUUGCGAUGAAACAUUAUGGCAAUUUAUUAAGUCAAAUGGCUGUUCGGAGUUAUUUCUGAAGGCUUAUCUGAUUCCAAUAUGUUCUUCUAUCUGGUCCUGUCCCUUAGAAGGAGUAAUGGGAUUUUCUGCUUAUUCCAUUCUUUCAGUCUUCCGCGACCACCAUCUUCUUCAGCUCUUUGGUCUCUCUCAGUUGCUCACUGUAAGAUGGGGAUCACAUACAUCUGUAAACAAGGUUAAGGAGGAGCUGGAGAAGAGAGGCUGCCAAAUAAGAACUGAUUGUGAAGUAAAUUCUGUAUCGACAGAUGGAGAAGGUUGUACCAUAGCUUGCAAUGAUGGUGCCAAAGAAGUAUAUGAUGGAUGCAUAAUGGCUGCACAUGCUCCGGAUACUCUGAGAAUGUUAGGCAAAGAGGCAACAUGUGAUGAAACAAGAAUUCUGGGUGCUUUCCAGUAUAGCUAUAGCGAUAUUUUCCUUCAUCGUGACAAAACAUUCCUGCCUCGCGACCCAGCUGCAUGGAGUGCUUUGAACUUUCUUGGAACUACGAAAAAUAGAGGACGCAUGACAUAUUGGCUCAAUGUAAUCCAGAAUCUUGGUGACUCAAAGCUGCCUUAUCUCGUAACCGUCGAUCCUCCUCACACACCAGAGCAUAUAUUGCUUAAGUGGACAACAGGCCACCCAGUCCCCUCAAUUGCUGCAUCAAAAGCUUCACGUGAGCUAGAUCAAAUCCAAGGGAAGAGAGGAAUAUGGUUUUGUGGAGGAUAUCAAGGCUAUGGCUUCCAUGAGGAUGGACUAAAGGUGGGUGUGGCUGCUGCAGAUGGCGUGCUUAGAAGGAAUUGUAGUAUUCUGGACAACUCCAAGCACAUGGUACCAACCUGGCCUGAAACAGGAGCACGCCUCGUUGUUACAAGAUUUUUCAGAAGUUUCAUUAAAACAGGAUGCAUAAUCUUGUUUGAAGGAGGUACAGUCUUCACCUUCCAAGGAACAGAGAGGAAAUGCUCUCUGAAAGUUUCUCUUAGAAUUCAUGGUCCACAGUUUUACUGGAAGAUUGCAACUGAAGCUGAAAUAGGCCUUGCUGAUGCUUUUAUUCAUGGGGAUUUCUCUUUUGUUGACAAGAAUGAAGGUCUUCUUAAUCUUAUCAUGAUAUUUGUUGCCAACAGUGAUUUGAAAGCGUCAGUUACAAGUUCUAGCAAGAAAAGAGGCUGGUGGACACCAUUCCUUUUUACAGCAGCACUGCCAUCUGCAAAGUAUUUCAUUCAACAUGUUUUGAAUCAAAACACCCUGACUCAGGCUCGUCGGAAUAUCUCCCGCCAUUAUGACCUGAGUAAUGAACUCUUCUCACUCUUUCUGGAUGGGACAAUGACAUACUCAUGUGCAAUAUUCAAGAGUGAGGAUGAAGACCUAAAAGAUGCACAACUGAGAAAGAUUUCUGUUCUCAUUAGAAAGGCAAAAAUUAGCAAGGAACAUCACAUUUUAGAGAUUGGAUUUGGUUGGGGAAGUUUUGCUGUGGAAGUUGUCAAGCAAACAGGAUGUAAAUAUACUGGUAUAACUCUCUCCGAGCAGCAACUGGAGUAUGCACAGUUGAUAGUUGAGCAAGCAGGCCUUCAGGAUCGAAUUACCUUUCUCCUAUGCGACUAUCGUCAAAUGCCAAAUAAGGACAAAUAUCACAGGAUUAUAUCAAUCGAGAUGAUAGAACAUGUUGGUCAUGAGUUUAUGGAUGAAUUCUUUACUUGCUGCGAGUCUGCAUUGGCAGAAGAUGGGCUUCUAGUUGUGCAGUUCACUUCAGUGCCAGAUGAGAGGUAUGACGAAUACAGGCAUAGCAUAGGCUUCAUAAAAGAGUAUAUAUUCCCAGGUGGAUGCUUGCCUGCACUAAAUCGAGUAACAUCAGCCAUGGCUUCUGCAUCCAGACUAUGUGUAAACCACCUGGAAGAGAUAGGAAUUCACUACUAUCAGACACUGAGAUGUUGGCGGGAUAACUUCCUGAAAAAUCAAAGCCAAAUUUGUGUUUUGGGAUUCGACGACAAGUUCAUCAGGACAUGGGAGUACUACUUUGACUACUGUGCUGCUGGGUUCAAAACGCGCGCAAUAGGAAAUUAUCAGAUUGUAUUUUCAAGGCCAGGGAAUAUUGCAGCAUUUGGUGAUCCUUACAGUGCAGUGCCUUCAGCUUCUUAGAGUUUCUUUGUUUGGAAUAUUCGAACUUUGUCUUUGCAAAUAAAUUGACUCCUCAAAAAUACAACAAUAAAAACUUAAUCAAGUCACGUGUAAUUGGCUCAUACCUCUAGUUCUCUCUUUUGUAAUCUUUGGACUUUUUUCAGUUACCAAUUAAAAGUUAUUGAGGAGUUUUCAUAAAGCAUUACAGUUUAGAGUUUAAUUACCAUACGUAAUUGUAGUUUGCUUAAUUA
Molecule: messenger RNA, 3129 nt
Organism: Nicotiana tabacum (common tobacco)
Lineage: Eukaryota; Viridiplantae; Streptophyta; Magnoliopsida; Solanales; Solanaceae
Molecular function (GO): oxidoreductase activity; methyltransferase activity
Source: RefSeq, a predicted model, not a curated record